CAUUCUACUAACUUUCCAAUCAUGAUAAUCAUGCUCAAAAGCAUACAAGCUCUCAGAUUCAAACUGCUAAAGAACUGAAUGAAUGUUCCAAACUCUUGGAUGUGUGGCUCCUUUGCAACAUAUAAUACUCAUGGGUACUAGCAGGAAGCUGUCCUUUUUGACAUGGAAUAUACGUGGGUUCAAAAGGAAGACUGAGGAAGUAAUGGCAGAAAUAGAGAAACAUGAAUGUCAUGUUGCCUUCAUUCAAGAGACACACAUUAAUUCAACUGACAAAAAUGUUUUUGCGAGCCUUGACCAUUGGAAACCAUUUUUUACAAAAUACAAACCAAAAGAAAGAGGUGUUGCUAUUUUGAUAAGAAAAGAGAUUGUAGGGAAAUCAAAGAUCUGGACCCGCAAGGAUACUACAGGCUGCUACAUUGUGGUAAAAUGUACCAUCAAAGGUCAGCUUUACACACUUGUGAGUGUAUAUGUUCACCAAGUGGAUUCAAGACCUCUGAAGAGACUCCGAAUGAUACUCGAGAAUUUUGCCGAAGGAAUCUUAUUGAUUGGAGGAGACUUCAACAUUGCUCUGAAUACAUAUCUAGACAGAGAUUCUUUAACAUUAAAUGAGCGACAUUUCAUGUUGAAACCAACUGUGGAGAAAUUUAUGACAUCCUUUCAUCUUGUGGAUGUGUGGAGAAGGCUCAAUCCAAUAGCUCGGCAAUAUACUUAUUCAAUAGUUUUGAAAGAUUCAAAAGAAAAAAUUCCAAUUUCCAGACUGGACUAUGUUUUUGUACCAGAGGAAUCAGUGCAAUGUGUACAGAAAUGUAGGAUUUCUGAGGAAAACUGCUGUUCUGACCAUCAGCCGGUUCUGUUUGAAAUCAGGUGCAACACAAACCGGAAAUCACCAAAUCAUCUGGAUGUCAGAGCAAAGGAGAAAAUGGAUAUAUCUAAAUUUGUUUCUGCGGUUUCAAACCAAUGGCUAAGUUGCAAAGAGAAAUUCUGGGGCCGUAAAUUUGUUUUCACUUUCAGCCAAGAUGCAUUUAAAUUAAUUAAUGUUUUGGAUGUUCAAAAAGCAAUAGAGUCCUUGGCAGGGAAUGAAAAAGUUAAACGGAAAGAUGGUGUAUCACUCUUAUUCUAUAAGAGUUAUUAUUGCGCUCUAAUUCCAUAUUUGUGUGCUUUUUACCACAAAGUACUUGAGCAACCAAUGACCAUCCCAAAGUCUUUCAAUGAGGGUUAUCCUGUGUUUCAGCAUCAUUACAUCUUUAAUGUUGACUAUCUGAUUUUAGCCACAAUCAUGGCCAGAUGGCUUAGUGAUCACUUGGAUUCACAUUCAACAGACUACAUUGUUGACAAGAAAUGUAAAAAAGUGUUGUUCACCUUUAAAAAGGGACCAAAAAUGGUGCCAUGGAGUUUCUUUGAGCGCUGCUUUAAUACAGAGCAACAGAGAGAGCCACGUUUACACACUAAAUUUAAGAUUGAUAUUCUUGAAAAUAUCCUGCAAAACAGCCCUGAUAGAAGGUAUAAAAUUCUGUACUGGGGUUGUCCUCUCACUCCAGUAUUGAUGAGACUGUUUCUCAUACACAUUGCUGAAAGAUUUGUCGAACAUGUGAAGCAGCCAAAAGCAAAGAUCCACAUUUCCAUAGACAAUGUCAUUGUGAGUCUCUCUGAGAAUGUUAGUAGAGAUCUGCUGGAAAAAGCAGAGACUGAAUUACCCUGUGUGCACUGUAAAUUUGUUGAUGAGCUCACAAGGGUCGGUGUCCAAGUAGCCACAAAUUCAUCAAACAGCUAGUUUACAGACAUUUGACAAGAUUUUAAAGCAUAAACACUGAGUGCAUUUUAAUGUCUGCAAAAUGUCCUGCCCAACUUAAGUUGAAUUUCUUUAGCUGCAGAAUCAAUUUGACCCAGUGUCUUCUAGGAAGUACAAAUGUUAAAUUAAAUAAAACUAAGAAUUUUAUUAAUUUAAGGCUUUUAGGUCAUACUAAGAAUUUUAUUAAUUUAAGGCUUUUAGGUCAUUAAUCUUUACAUUAAAACACAUGAUCAAACCAUUAAAUUGUGUGUUGAAUGGAUCUGUUGUUGUGCUAUGCCCCCUAACACUGGGUUAUUCCUUAAGGUCACUAUUUGUGUUUUCUGAAUGUUAUAUACAGUCAUAUAGACUUUGUAGAUAUUUGUAAUUUCAUAGAAUGAAGAAUUUAAAUAUGAUUUCAUUUGUAAUCAAAUUAAUUUUCAAAAACACUGCUGGUUGUAAUGUAAAAUAUGGUGUCAAGAAAACAAUUGUCUAUAUGAAAUCAAUCUGAAUCAAUCUUCCUUCAGAGUUGUCAAAAAUAUUUCUACAAAUUAAAUUACAUUCAUUUGAUAACAUGAUUAUUUAAAGUUUAUAUGAAUCAAUGACAAUGCACAAAGCUGAAAAUGCACUGAAGGAUAGUGCAUCAAUUUUUAAUAGUUCAACAGAUUUGUUGUACCAUCAAAUAAUGUUAGUUGUGAAUACAUAUGCUUAAGCAAAUAUAUGCCAGUAGAUGAAUGAUUCAUUUAUGACAUUUGUGUGAUUUAAGAACUGGAAAUGGUUGAUUUACACUGAUUUUAUUUUAUUUCUGUUGUUGUCAUCUUUAUCAUUGAAGAAAACCAUGUUAUAUUAUUGUGAUGGCCAUGAUUUAGGCCAUACAUAGGGUCUUUACAUUUAUAUCUGGACUUGUCAAUAAAUGAAAGGAAACUACACCAUUGGAUUUAUUUACCAUAUUUAUUUGCCAGUAUAGUCAGUGCACAGGCUUAGCUGUCUGGCUUAAAGGAAAACAAUAUUAAGAUCAGUUAAAAUUCCUUUAGACUAAAAUGUUACUAAAAUCUGAUUUACCCGCUUUAUAUUGACUAAAAUAACUAUAGGAGAGGCUCCAAAACCUGUUAUAUUUUGAUUUAAAAUGUUUGGUACCUGCUGUGGUUAUUUCAUUACAUUUGGAUAGACUGGUCCAACAGCAAAGAGUUUCAAACAGGAAAUGGAUCUGUUUUAUAAGAAAUUGUAAGGGUAGAUGGAAUAGACCAAAUGUGAAUUUGGGAACAUUGGGAAAGUUGGGAUCUUGAGUAAAUGGGACUUAAUACAGCAGAAAGUUGUUUACGUUAACCAAAAUUAUAUCCAUGGCUCUGAUUUUAGUUAAUUUAUAUAAUGUUGUUUCCAGGACAUGUGUUUUCAGUGUUUGUGUAAUAUUGUGUUUGUUAAUUCCCCCUUCUGUAUGUAUAUGGUGCUGGCCAACUCCUUUAAAUUCAGUGUGUAUCUUGUCUAGUGAGUUAGUCAGUUUGUUAUUUAUUUGAAGUGUCUAGAUCUGGUUAGGUUUUGCUGUGUUUUGUCCUCUGAGAGAGUAAGAGGCCAGAGCAACCAUAUUUUAUUUGAAAUUUUUUUUGUUCUCUUCACAAAUUAUAUGAUGUGAACUGAACUGCAUUUUGCUGAUAUUAUUAUUAUUAUUAUUAUUUUUUUAAGCCAUUAAUCAUGGCUGAUUGUGAAUUGUGAACAGCAUCCACACCACUAGGUGUCACUGUAAGUCCAAGGUGACUUGAGCAAUAAGUUACUGAGUGCACCUUUAAAAUGUACUUGUUAAUUUAGAGUAAUGAUUUUAUACACUUGAAAAAAUUAAUACAAAUGUAAAACAUUUAUUUCAUGUAGUUUACUCCAAUAACCCUCAUUAAAGAUUGCGUUUUAUGAAGGUAUGUGACAAAAUAUAUUUUGCCUAAUUAAUGCUGAACAACAACUACAUAUUUUUUUCUCAAUCUCUUUAUUGGGGAAUGAGUAUUCUAUGUUGACCUCCCUUUUUCAUUCUGUCUGUGUUCAUUUUUUUGUGCUUAUAUGUUUUCUGCUUAUAUUACACUGUAAAAUGUAUUAUGUGAUAACUACUUAAAAAAAGUAUGGUAACAAUA
Messenger RNA from Myxocyprinus asiaticus (Chinese sucker), 3879 nucleotides. RefSeq lists its product as uncharacterized. Gene Ontology annotation, biological process: base-excision repair. Gene Ontology annotation, molecular function: phosphoric diester hydrolase activity; DNA-(apurinic or apyrimidinic site) endonuclease activity; double-stranded DNA 3'-5' DNA exonuclease activity. Lineage: Eukaryota; Metazoa; Chordata; Actinopteri; Cypriniformes; Catostomidae. The transcript is spliced from 2 exons. The record is from RefSeq and is a predicted model, not a curated record. Gene Ontology annotation, cellular component: nucleus. Bases 83 to 1771 code for a protein of 562 amino acids.